AUGUGGCCGAAUAAACUUAACAAUGACAAUGACGACAUUGUGCACGGAAAUUAUCCGGAGUGCAUCCAGCCAUAUCUUGUCACGAUACGGCGCUCGGCGGUUUGCCGCGCGUCUCUGGAGGUUCUCUUUUUAAAAGCGCAAUCGAUCCCACUCGCCCACGCGGCGCCCACGUUUCGCAGAAGGCUCCGGUCCCCCCAUCUCUAUGGGCAUUGUGGGAAGCGCGAAUGGGCGGAAGCGCUGCCCUCGGAUCUCCUACGAGCCACCAUCUGCGCCGGCGCCUGUUUGCUCGCGCCGAAACAGCGGAUUGUUUUGGCGCCGCGGCACGAUAGUGUCCGCUCUGCGACGAGCUGUUGUAGCGGCUCUAUGACGGAGGCGCGGUGUUGCGUACCGCGCGAGCCUCCAACUGCCUCCGGUCUCCGCUCCCUAUCCCGCUCAUUGCAGAUGGAGAGUUCGUCGAGGUCGCACGUGUGGCUCGUGGCCGCCGCGCUCCUGGCGGCCUGCGCCAGCGCCGGCGUCGGCAAACGGCCGUUCACGCCGACCGACUCGAUAUUGGACAUCAUCGACACCGAGCAAGUGGAGAAGAUGAUCGCCGCGCGCCGCCGCACGGAGGAAGGCACCGCCUCCCCGAGCUACGUGCAGCGGAACGAGCUCGGCGAGGGCAGCUCCGAGGCGGUGCUCUCCGUGCCCGAACAGGACGACAGCACAGAGGUGCCCCCCGGGGUGGACUUCCGCAAGAUACUGAAGUCGUCCAAGAGCGCGCUGUUCGUCACCAAAAAGGAGUACCUGAAGGAGGACUGGUGCAAGACGGAGCCGUUGGUGCAGAAGAUCCGCGAGCCGGGCUGCUUACCGGCAACCGUGAUCAACAAGUUCUGCUACGGGCAGUGCAACUCGUUCUAUAUACCGAAAGGCCCACGGCGGCGCGACUCGGGCGACGAGCGGCCACCGCCCGCCUUCAAGUCCUGCUCCUUCUGCAAGCCGAAGAAGUUCUCGUGGGUGACGGUGACGCUGCGCUGCCCCGGACAGAACCCGCCGUUCAAGCGCAAACGCCUGCAGAAGAUCAAACAGUGCAAGUGUCUGCCGGUGGGCGUGAAU
Molecule: messenger RNA, 1092 nt
Organism: Iphiclides podalirius (scarce swallowtail)
Lineage: Eukaryota; Metazoa; Arthropoda; Insecta; Lepidoptera; Papilionidae
Source: the annotation of a GenBank genome assembly